Messenger RNA from Bursaphelenchus okinawaensis, 3768 nucleotides. The record is from the annotation of a GenBank genome assembly. Lineage: Eukaryota; Metazoa; Nematoda; Chromadorea; Rhabditida; Aphelenchoididae.
AUGGCGACGACGUCAGCUUGUCCUAUUGUGACGGGAGUGUCUCCAAAAGAUGGAAUUCCGGGAACACAGGUUACGAUUCGAGGAGAAAAUUUGGGAUCAGGCCAAUCCGAUCUGGUGGCAUUGAUAAUAUGUGGAACUGAUUGUUUAGUAACUGCUAAAUGGAAGAGUCCGUCUAAAAUUGUUGCUAGGGUUGGACAAGCUAAAAGAGGGCUUGGAGAUAUUAUUCUUGUCACAAAAAGUGGUGGAAGAGGCACCUCAAAUGUUCAGUUUCGGGUUUUCUUUGAACAAGUUGGUCCUUUGGCCGAAAGUUCUGUUUGGGUUGACGAAACUAGAACCGUUCCUAUCCGAAAUGCUAUAAGGAAUGUGACAGAAGCUCAGAACAACAAAGACAUACUCGGAAUUUCAACGUGAGUGCUUAUUUUGAUCUUUUUUUAUGUUCAGGGGCGAAGUGACAGAUCAAGCGAUUAUGCAGAAGUAUUUCCCUGAUUCUUCCGGGAACCUGAGGAUGAACAACUUUAAUCCUGCUUGGUAUAUUCUUGAAAGCUAUAAGUCGGCAAAGUAAGUGCUUUUUUACGCUCAGGACAACACUUUUCUGGAAUUUUAGUUUUAAUAUCUAAUUUGUGAUUUAGUGGGAUAUUGUUAUUCAAAAAAAGUUAAUUUACUUUUGUCUACGAUAUGGCACUUUUUGUUUUUAGGAUGUCCGAUAUCAUGGUUGGCAUUUCGAACUUGAAAAAGGAGAUAAUGAAAGAGAAGCAAUCUUCUAAAGACGUUCACAAGAGUAACUUAUACUCUUUAAUCCAUUGUGUCGACGCAUUAGAUACCUUGCACAAAACUAUUGAAAGCGAUUGCGAGUCUCACGGAUGGCCACUGACAACUUCUGUAGCUGAAAGGGUACGUUUUAUUAUUUAUAAGGAUUGCUAUAAGACUUUGUUUUUUUUUCUGUUGAUAAUAAUGCAAUUUUUAGGUAAAUGCAGCCCGCGAGACUUCUGAUAAGCUGUUCUCUGGGAUUUUAAGUAGGAAAGACAAAGCUGAUGCUACGAGAAAUGCUCUGUCUGUGCUUACCAGAUUCAGGUUUAUCUUCUACUUGAUCGAGAACAUCGAAAAAAAUCUUAACGAUGUAGGUUUACGUUGGUUACAUUUUAUGCUUUAGAAAUACAAUUGUAAAUUGAUUAUUUUAGGGUGAUUAUGCUGCGAUUCUGAGCGAUUACUCUCGAGCGAAGUCUUUGUUUAAAGAUACGGAGAUCUCGUUGUUUAAAGAAGGUAUUGUUGUUGCAUUUAUUUUUUUAGAUAUUGACUAAUAUGAUACUUUUUUAAAUUCUAAUAUUUAGUCAUGGACCACUUAAAUGUGAAGAUCCAGAAGUUUAAGGAAACGUUGCAACAACGUUUGAUGGGUAUACCUACUUCAUUGGAAGAGCAAAGCAAGUUGAUCAAGUACUUGAUGAUUCUGGAUCCGGAUUCGAAUCCAGGAUGGAAUUGUGUCACUACAUAUCAUUGUUGGCUAGAAGACCAAAUGUGGGAGUUGCAGGAAAAGUAUGUCAAGAUGAGUGUCGACAAGAACUACGAUCAAUCAGGUACUGCUUGUUUAUAUUAACGUAGCUAUUUACACAGAACACUUUUCUAUGUAUUUGAGUUUUUUGAAUCGUUUUUUUUUCUAAUUUACAUAGUUGCAGCCAAUGAUAAUCAGAGCUACAUAAACUCUUUUGUGUCAGAGUUCUUGGGUAUGCUUUGUGAGAAGCUGGUGGCCUUCACAAAGCUGGCUUCUAUCUACACGACGGCAAAUCAAGAGGACAACACUGAAGAUGUUAAUGUAAGGUACAUCACAGAUCGAUUACUUUUUUAGCAAAUGAUUCGAAACAGCAUCAACCUGGGCUCGUGGCUGGUGCUUAAUGCGAUAGUGCCAGAGGCCAUUCCCCAAUCAGUGAAAGAUGAAUACGGUAAUAGAUUCGCCAAGUUUAAUGAUUUGUCGAGAGAUGGCUUUGAACAAGUGGAGUCCCUGAUUCAAGCACUGAAAACUGUCAGGUAAUUAGGUUUAAUAUUUGUUUUAGUGGUUUUAAUUGUUAUUGUUAACGUUUGUUUUUAACUUCAGAAGUUCGUUAAAGACCUUGUUGGAGUCACAGUUUAGUCGGCACAAUGUUCAGCCGUUGAUAGAGUUGUCUAAAACAUUGAGGAUCAAGGGAAUCGAAGUUUUGACUACUACAGUGGUAGAGGGUAUGGUGUUAUGUUGAUUUAAUGUACUUUUUGGUUUAGGUAUUCUGGCAUUGUCAACGAAAGAAAAUUGGAAGAUUGACUACACGGCCCAGAACUUUAAGACUUUGUUACCUGAUUUGUACGAAGCGAAGGUAACUUUAUGACUUUUAUUAUGAAUGAUUUACCUAGUUUGAUUUUUGACAUUAAUACCUAAUUGUUAUUUAUGUUUUAGAUAAACGAGAUGUUGCCAUCAACAAAACUGUUGUUAACAUCAAAUGGCGUCUUUGAAGACGACUUGUUCAUCAAUGAUUCGAUUCGUCAAUUGAUUGUUGACCGCUACAUGAUGGUCGUGUGUACGAUCAAGGAAUGUCUUGAACAGAUGUUGGCCAUCAAGUUGAGGAAGCGACCUCACCGUCUGUUCAACGAAUCUGACAGCGGAUCAACUAACAGUGCUGCAGUUGAAGGUAACGCUUUUUUUAUUGAGCUAUUAUAGUAUGACAAAGUUUAGGUAAUAAUUAUUUUAAUUUCUAGUAUAUAUUACAAAAUGAUUAAAUAUAUUGUUUAGAGCAGAAAAAGUCGUCGAGUGAAGUGAACGGAAGACGACUGCUGAUUGCCAUUUCUAACUUGGACUACAUUCUGAAUGGAUCUCUACCUCAAAUUUGUAAAAAGUUGUCUGAUAACGGACUCAAGUACAGCGAUUUGAUUCUGGACGUAGGCUUAAACAAGUUAUAUGAUGCUAGAUAUUUUUAGAAGGCGAAGGGUGACAUGUCAGUGUUACGGUCUGACCUGAUCUCAAAGUACUUGGAGUUGAAGACAGGGCCUUUGUUAUCUUUGCUCGACUGUAUCUCGUAUGAACAUCUGCCAGAAGAAGACGGUGGGUUUCUAUGUGUUAGGUUUUAUAAAAAAUCAUAAAAAUUUGGAAAGAAACAAUUAUAUUACGCCGAUUUGUUGUAGAUGUGUCAGCCUACAUCAAGGAGCUUGUUAUGGGUAUGAUCUUUGUCAAAGCCGAGCUCAACUUGGUUAUUCCAGCUAUUUCUUCUCAUGUAGGUCGAUGUUAAUAUAUUUUUAUACAUGUAUGAUAAAAUUAAAAAUAAAGACAGGUUAUUGUAUUUUAGUUACUUCAAUCGGCAAUUAGAAUCGUUUUGAAACAAUUUGUGAAAGCUUUGAAGACUAUUAUUGUCAGGAACGAUGAGCACGCUACCCAAAUUGUGAUAGACGUGACGGCAGUGGAAGAAGCGUUUGAUAUGUACAUUGAUGACGAAGUGCGGUAAGAUAUUAUUGUAAACGUGUUUUUCUAUUUCUAUAAAUGUAUUUUAUCAUAAACAUUGUUAUGUUAAUGGAUGAUAUUGUCUUUUUAGAAGAGUAAUGAACGAUUUGAGGGCACCGCUUAAGGCAGUAUUGGACAGAGAGUAAGUUCACCUGUUUACUAAAAUAUUCAUUGGUUUUUCUAUUAUAGGUUAUACAUGCGUGAUAACUUUGCCUUGUUUUAGAUUGUUCGAAGAGAGUAUGACCAACUUCAAAGGUGCCAUGUUCUUCGCGAUCGAGAGUAUUUCCAGUAAUAACCACACUUCUGAUGUAUAG